Betta splendens (Siamese fighting fish) is the source of this 2414-nucleotide messenger RNA. Its product is annotated as prostaglandin E2 receptor EP2 subtype-like. Bases 1 to 1116 code for a protein of 371 amino acids. The transcript has 2 exons. Gene Ontology annotation, molecular function: prostaglandin E receptor activity. Gene Ontology annotation, biological process: cellular response to prostaglandin E stimulus; adenylate cyclase-activating G protein-coupled receptor signaling pathway; inflammatory response. NCBI's taxonomy places the organism in Eukaryota, Metazoa, Chordata, Actinopteri, Anabantiformes, Osphronemidae. Gene Ontology annotation, cellular component: plasma membrane. The record is from RefSeq and is a predicted model, not a curated record.
AUGUCUACGGCGAACAGCACGUCGGAGCACUCCAGAUGCCGUGGGAUGGUCCGCGUGGACUCCGGACAGCCCCUCGCAUCCGCGCUGAUGUUCUCCGCCUCCGUGCUGGGUAACGUCUCGGCGCUGGUUCUGCUGGAGGUUCGGCGCAGGGGGACCGGCUCGUCUCUGUACCGCGUCCUCGCCUUUAGCCUGGUGCUGACGGACCUGCUGGGCUCCGUCGCUGUGAGUCCGGUCGCCUUAGUGGCGUACGCCCGGAGGAGGACUCUGGUGGGCAUGGGUGAAGGCAGGGAGCUGUGCUCGUACUUCGGCUUCAGCCUGACUCUGCUCAGCCUCUCCACGCUGGCCAUCCUGUGCGUAAUGGCGCUGGAGCGCUACCUCUCCGUGGGCCACCCUUACUUUUACGAGCGGCACCUGAGCGAACGCCGCGGCUACGUCACCGUUGGCGUCGUUUUCACCGGCAGCCUGGUGUUCAGCCUCGGCCCCUUCGUGGGUUUGGCCGAUUACGUGCAGUACUGCCCCGGGACCUGGUGCUUCCUGGAGAUGAGCUACACGCGUGGACAGGACAGACUUUACAUCGGCUUCUACGCGUCCCUGAUCCUCGUCAUGAUCCUGACCACGGUCGCGUGCAACAUACGUGUCAUUUACCUGUUGGUGGUGAUGCACAAACGGGGAAGGUUUCUCAGGCGCGCGCCGUCUGUGCGCCGCAGGUGUGUGUCCAUGACGGAGGAAAUGGAGCAUCUGCUGCCGCUGGCGAUCAUCACUGUGGUCUUCAUCUGCUGUACUUGUCCCUUAGCGAUCCAAGUUUACUUAAACAUGACGGGCCGUCGCGAGGAGCAACACUCCGCUGACCUGGGUGCUCUGCGCUUACUGUCAACCCACUCCAUCAUCAACCCCUGGGUCUUCAUCAUCCUUCGUCCCUCCGUCCUGCGCAUCAUCUGGAGGAAGCUGCACAAACAGAAGAGCAAGCGUCCGCCAUCGAGCGGGGGAAUGAGCAAGGAGACAGGAAACAGGCCGCAGUGGGCAUCUCCAGAGGCACCGCUUGAUCAGUCACAAGGGUCACGGUCAGCGCCAACGGUCAGAGAGCUGAGCGCAGGCGGCCACUGUGAGGUCACAUGACGCGCUCAGACGGUGAGACCAGGAGACAGCAGAAGAUCAAACACGGUGUUUGAGUUCCAGCUGAGUGCUAAAGCAGCCCUCAUGCUCUGGCACGCUAUUCAAGCUACAACCGAGUGCUAGUUAUUCUUUCAUUGGUUCUAUGUGCAGCUUCAGACCCCGUUUACAUCCUGACAGAUUGGAAAGAAGAACUCAACCUUCAGACAAUGUUACCUGAAUGAAUGAGAAUCUUCACUGAAACAAUGGCUCUUAGCAAAACAUGAGCCCCAGGUUUGUGUGAAUAGAAUAGAAUAGAAUAGAAUAGAAUAGAAUAGAAUAGAAUAGAAUAGAAUAGAAUAACCUUUAUUGUACUGUACACAACUAAAUUGGCUCUUGGUGCAAUCAGACAGUGCAGUACAUUAGAAUAUAGAUAUAAAUACUCUAUCCAAAAAUAGACACAGAUGUCUCACACUGUCACAUAGUCAUCGUAUAAAUGUAAGUAUUGCACAGGUCUGGUCCGUAUUAGAGUGUUAUGUCAUGUUUAGUUUCAAGUUUAAGUUAGUGGUCCAACCGUCCUGUCUGUGUUCUGUUAAUGGUUCAAUCAUUCUGUGUUCAGUUGGUGAUCUCGUUCUCUUCCCCCUUCCUCAUUCCUGUACCCCAACCGGUUCUUCUUUUUUUUCCUGCACACUGCUGUAAAUGCUGUAAAUUUGAAUUCAAACUACAAAAUAAAAAAAAUAUUUAUUGGUUGAAUUUAAAGGCAUGUUAAAGCGGGAUGAGUUUUCAGAGGUGGCCAUUCACGUUUUCUUUGUGAUUAGAUCCUCGAGGGCAAUGACUAUAAAUCACUGUAUUAAAGACAUAAGUUAUAUUUAUAUGUUUUACUCACCAGAAUUUAGGAGCUGGACUGAGUGGUUAAUUUCUCCACUGUAAACAUGCUGUUCAGUGGCAGCUGGACUUGCCUUUUGGUCUUGGUGAUUCUUUGCUUCCAUCCAGCAGCUUGUGGCUGACUCACUGGGGAAGCAGGUUGAAAGGUCAGCACAUUGACAUAAACAUCUGUUUCACCCCUCAGCUGAACCUCUUGUUAUUCUUGCCCAGGAUGUUAACGCUGCUCUCUGUGCAAAAGAGCAGAUGGCUGCUGUUUAGUCUCCUACAUGCGAUCUGUAUACGCAUCCCUGCACAUACUACUAACCUACAUCACUGCUGGUUUUUGGGGAAGACUAGUUUUUUAGGAUUCUGUGUUCCAAACUCUAUUCAGUUCUAAUCUCUUUUGAAAUCAUGACGCACAUUAUUACUAUAGAGUUUGUCCAAUAAUAAACAUGCUGUAA